Populus trichocarpa (black cottonwood) is the source of this 1583-nucleotide messenger RNA. RefSeq lists its product as uncharacterized. The transcript is spliced from 7 exons. The coding region runs from base 182 to 1318 and encodes 378 amino acids. NCBI's taxonomy places the organism in Eukaryota, Viridiplantae, Streptophyta, Magnoliopsida, Malpighiales, Salicaceae. Gene Ontology annotation, molecular function: UDP-xylose transmembrane transporter activity; antiporter activity. Gene Ontology annotation, cellular component: Golgi apparatus. The record is from RefSeq and is a predicted model, not a curated record.
CUCUCUUCAUCUCCGUUUUUUUUUCCCAAUACAUAUCCAUUGAAUUUGUCAUUAUCUUUCCAUUUAAUUACAUUAUUUCCAUUUCUUCUAUAUACACGUCAGCCAAAGCAUUUUGACAAGGAGUUCAAUGCAUUCGUGUUAGUAAGUGAUCAGAGAGAAACUAAUCAUCUAUCUGAUUCUUAUGGGUCUGCUUGAUUCAUUGCUGGGCAACAAUGCGAGGAAGUUCAUCAAGAGGAAAGACAGUGAUGCAGGAGAAGCAGGUCAAGCAUUGGAAGAACUUAGAGGUUCUCUUUACAAUGAUAUUCGGACUUCAGAAGGAGCUAAGCGCCAGCAACAACGGUUUUGUGGACCAGCUGUGGCAAUGACCUUCAAUUUCAUAGCCGCUGUGGGGGUUAUCAUGGCAAACAAAUUAGUGAUGAAGAAAGUUGGGUUUAAUUUUCCAAUCUUCCUCACAUUAAUCCACUAUUCCACUUCAUGGAUUCUACUUGGCAUUCUUAGAGCAUUGUCAUUGCUUCCAGUUUCCCCUCCCUCUAAAGCUACUCCUUUCGCUCCUCUCUUCUCAUUGGGCGUUGUCAUGUCCUUUGCAUCCGGUCUUGCCAAUGCCAGUCUAAACCAUAACAGUGUUGGUUUCUAUCAGAUGGCUAAAAUUGCAGUCACUCCUUCCAUUGUUCUUGCAGAGUUCAUUCUCUUUAGGAAAACAAUUUCCUACAAGAAGGUUUUGGCUUUGGUUGUCGUCUCAGGAGGUGUGGCAGUUGCAACAGUGAAAGAUUUGGAGUUCAACUUCUUUGGUGCUUGCAUUGCAAUUGCAUGGAUAAUUCCAAGCUCAAUAAAUAAGAUUUUGUGGUCUAAUCUACAACAACAUGCGAACUGGACUGCUCUUGCGUUGAUGUGGAAGACAACGCCUGUAACGAUUUUUUUCCUAGUAGCCUUGAUGCCAUGCUUGGAUCCACCAGGACUGUUAUCAUUCAAGUGGGAUCUGUACAGCUCAUCUGCUAUUUUUCUGACAGCUCUCCUUGGUUUUCUCCUACAAUGGUCUGGGGCUUUGGCACUUGGGGCAACUUCUGCAACAUCUCAUGUUGUUCUCGGACAGUUCAAGUCUUGUGUGAUCCUCCUAGGAGGUUUUCUAAUUUUUGGUUCAGAUCCUGGGUUUGUGAGCAUCUGCGGAGCCCUCACAGCUCUCGCCGGAAUGUCUGUUUACACAUCACUAAACUUGCAGGAGUCACGUGAAAAUUUGAUUUUCCAGCUUCAGACACAAACGCUGCCUUUAUCAAAACCCAAGACAAAACCUGAAACUACCACCGCAGAUGACCAAACUUAGAUGGAGCUGGCACGGCAAAUGCUGCUUGAUUCGUUUUGUUGGUACGAAAUCUUUAACAAUGUCUUGAUGCCAUCAUUCUACCUCAGGAAUUUUGAUUCCGGCUCUUAGUAUACUUGUACAGAAAAUACUACUUUGUAUGCCGCCCAGUCCUGCUGCGAGAGGUUUUUUUUUUUAUUGCUUUUAGAGAAUUAUUUGGUAUUGAUUCUGAAAAUACAAUUGUUUUGAUUUGAUUUGAUUUUAUUUAAUUAAAUUUUUUAUUAGCAUA